Messenger RNA from Felis catus (domestic cat), 1210 nucleotides. RefSeq names its product N-alpha-acetyltransferase 80, NatH catalytic subunit (gene NAA80). Gene Ontology annotation, biological process: protein acetylation. Gene Ontology annotation, cellular component: cytoplasm. The record is from RefSeq and is a predicted model, not a curated record. Lineage: Eukaryota; Metazoa; Chordata; Mammalia; Carnivora; Felidae. Gene Ontology annotation, molecular function: acetyl-CoA binding; N-acetyltransferase activity.
AGCUGACUCUGAGCCCUGGCUCAUCAAAGCUGACUCCUACCCUAGACCCUACACACCAGAUAGAGUUGAUCCUGAGUACCAGCCCAGCCAAGCUGACUCUGGAUCCUGCAUGCCAGUCAGAGUUGACCCUGAGAUCCAACUGGCCACGCUGACCCUGGAUCCUGCACACCAGCCAGAGCUGACCCUGAGCCCCAGGCUAGCUGAGCUGACCCUGGGUUCUGCAUGCCAUCCAGAGAUGACCCUCAGUCCUGGCUCGACUGAGCUGACCCUGGAUCCCGCACACCAGCCAGAGGAGACCUCAGCCCCCAACCUGGCUGAACUGACCCUGGAGCCUGUGCACUGCCGACCUGAGCUCCUGGAUGCCUGUGCCGACCUCAUCAAUGAGCAGUGGCCCCGCAGCCGUGCCUCCCGCCUGCAUUCCUUGGGCCAGUCCUCAGACGCCUUCCCCCUCUGCCUGAUGCUGCUGAGCCCCAGCCCCACACCUGAGGCAGCCCCCAUCGUGGUGGGCCAUGCCCGCUUGUCACGGGUGCUGGACCGGCCCCAGAGCCUCCUAGUGGAGACAGUGGUGGUGGCCCGGGCUCUGAGGGGCCGUGGCUUUGGCCGCCGCCUCAUGGAGGGCCUGGAGGUUUUUGCUCAGGCCCGGGGCUUCCGCCGACUACACCUCACUACCCAUGACCAGCUGCAGUUCUAUGCCCACCUGGGCUACCAGCUGGGUGAGCCUGUGCAGGGCCUAGUCUUCACCAGCCAACGGCUACCUGCCACCCUGCUCAGGGCCUUCCCCAGAGCCCCCUUUCCCCGGCAACCCUGCAAGGCUUCUAGUCUGACUGCCCAAACUGCCCCAAGAGCCCCCAAGGGGCCAUCAUUGCCGCCACCUCCUCCCCUGCCUGAGCCCUUGACCACCUCACCCCCACCUCCUGCAGGGCCCCUUCCACAAAGCCUGCUGGAGACACAAUACCAAGACCUGAGAGGAUGUCCCAUAUUCUGGAUGGAAAAAGACAUCUGAGGGCUACCCAGGACAAGGCACUGUCCUUCAGGGUUGAUGGACUGCCUAGGACAGUCUGGGCCUCAGCCCAUUGGCCAUACCAUAGUCCCUAGACCCUGGGAGCAGCUUUAGCCUGGCCAUGUUUCCUGAGUACCAGUGGGGCCAGUAGAUGGCUUCAUGGCUGUGGCUCAGAGCUGUCAAUGUGGCUGAAUAAAGGCUUCUGUUGGA